This is a messenger RNA of Helobdella robusta, 438 nucleotides long. RefSeq lists its product as hypothetical. NCBI's taxonomy places the organism in Eukaryota, Metazoa, Annelida, Clitellata, Rhynchobdellida, Glossiphoniidae. The transcript is spliced from 3 exons. Bases 1 to 438 code for a protein of 145 amino acids. The record is from RefSeq and is a predicted model, not a curated record. Gene Ontology annotation, molecular function: calcium ion binding.
AUGGCCAGCGACGAUCGUUACAUGCAAUUUUUUAGGGAAACGGACAAAGACGGAAGCGGGACUCUGACUGUUCAAGAACUCAUCACCAUGCUCAAAAGUAAAGGCUAUGCCGGAUCUGACACUAAAAUUAGGCAAAUGUUUGAUCAGAUUGACACCUCUGGAGACGGAGUCCUAACUUUGAAUGAGUAUUUAAUAGGGAUGGGACAGAUUCCACCAGAAGAUCAUAAAGGAGCCACUAUGCGUUCUGUAUUCAGGCAGUUUGAUAAGAAUCGUGACGGUUGCAUUGAUAAAUCAGAGUUGGGAGAAGUCUUCAAAGAGAUGGGAAAUUAUUUGUCCCCGGCUGAAAUCGAUCGAAUGAUGAAACUCUGUGACACUGAUGGUUCAGGAACACUAAACUAUGAAGAGUUCAUCACCAAAGUGUUUGGCAAAAAAGUGUAA